Molecule: messenger RNA, 155 nt
Organism: Racocetra persica
Lineage: Eukaryota; Fungi; Glomeromycota; Glomeromycetes; Diversisporales; Gigasporaceae
Source: the annotation of a GenBank genome assembly
UCUCUUCAAAUACUUCUAGUUUUAAAUAUCUUAAGUUUUUUAAGCCAGAAUAUCAUAUGGAAAUUGCUGAUAUAUUAAAAGAAGUUAAAGCUAUUAGAAAUAAUGAAAUUAGAGUAUUUGAUUUUGAAAAUGAGACUGAUACUGAAUAUGGUUAA